Penicillium manginii is the source of this 669-nucleotide messenger RNA. RefSeq lists its product as uncharacterized. The coding region runs from base 1 to 669 and encodes 222 amino acids. Lineage: Eukaryota; Fungi; Ascomycota; Eurotiomycetes; Eurotiales; Aspergillaceae. The record is from RefSeq and is a predicted model, not a curated record. The transcript is spliced from 4 exons.
AUGUCCACAACUCCAACUCUCCGCAUUCCCAAGCAAAGCCAUUCCGAUCACACGAAGUUAAAGGAAGCAGUCCGUCGCCGCCCAAAUACCGCGUGCAGGCUAAACUCGGCCGAAUUUUCGAAUGGCUGGACUUUGAUUAUUGAGACACGUCAACCGCAAAGUUUCCUCAAGGAGGUCAAAGGCGCUGAGAGGUGUCGGUACAUCACUUUUACUUGCACUUGCUCCACGGAAACUCCACAGAGGCUGUGGAUUAUCAUCGGAUGGGCAUCGGAAUUGCAGCGAAACAACUUCCAAAGAGCAGACACAAUUGCCAGCAACGAAAAUAAAUUUCUCUACCAAGAAAGCGAUGAAAUCCACACUAUUUAUCGAGCCGACUGUUGCAUUGGAAAAAGGAUCAUAGUCCCAUGGGAUCCCUACUCUGAAAGAAUACACGAAAUCUGGAUAGUUUAUUUUCCUAUCCAAUCUCUGGGGGCUGAAAAAAAGAGGGAGUGUCAAUUGCCAAUUUUGAAGAAUUUUUUUGACAGAAAUGAAGAGACUUCCAACCCUACAUCCGGAAUUCUCAGUCAACAUAUAGCAUGGCUACCUGAAGAGGUUAUCUACCAGGGAGUAAAAUGUCAACGCCUCACGUGGUUUGUGGAGUGGAAAUCGAAGAAGACCGAAGAGUUCUAA